Messenger RNA from Lindgomyces ingoldianus, 1653 nucleotides. RefSeq names its product NADP-dependent leukotriene B4 12-hydroxydehydrogenase. The record is from RefSeq and is a predicted model, not a curated record. The coding region runs from base 272 to 1339 and encodes 355 amino acids. Gene Ontology annotation, molecular function: oxidoreductase activity, acting on the CH-CH group of donors, NAD or NADP as acceptor. Lineage: Eukaryota; Fungi; Ascomycota; Dothideomycetes; Pleosporales; Lindgomycetaceae. The transcript has 3 exons.
UUUCAAUCUUUCUGUGCAGACCUUCCAAUCGCGUGUCUCUCUGACAAAAGAGGCACCACUGCAUGUCAUUAGCAUCGCUAUGAUGCAAUCCGUACUUUGUCAGGGCAUUUUCCUUCACCUCACUUCGCAUUUAUAAGCUGCCUUCUCAUAUAUAACUCCCUAUAUUCGUACAAUCAACUGCUUCAAAUCUACAUAGCCUGAGCAACCUUACUCCAGUGUCUUUGUUAUAUCUGAUUUGUAACCACCCCGCUUCCCAUUCUUCCGUCACAACAUGGUUCAAAACAAAGGUAUCAUCUUCAAGAAGGUCCCAAGUGGAUGGCCGGUCCCAGGGCAAGAUCUUGCGAUCGAAGAUCGACAUUUUGACCUCCAGACAAAUCCUCCAGCUGGUGGCAUCACAGUGAAGAAUUACUAUGCCUCCUUCGACCCGUACCAACGCGGCAGAAUGCGACCCGCCGACGUUAAAUCUUACUCUGCACCCUUCGAACUCGGGAAGCCGAUCACGAACCGCUCUAUCUCGAAGGUCGUAAAGUCAGAUUCGUCGAAGUUCAAGCCAGGAGACCUCGUGAUCUCAUCCGACGUUACUCCAAUCGAAGAAUAUUCGGUCUUGAGCAAGGAGUGGGUAGAGAAGGCACGCAAGCUCGAGAACCCAUAUAAUCUCGACCCCAAGAUCUUCCUUGGGGCGCUAGGUAUGCCGGGUUUAACCGCAUACUCGUCAUUCUAUGAAAUUGGAAAGCCAAAGAAGGGUGAAACGAUCUUCAUUUCUGCAGCCAGCGGCGCUGUCGGUCAAUUGGUUGGGCAAUUAGCGAAACAUGAGGGGUUGAAGGUCAUCGGUAGCGUUGGUGACGACAAGAAACUCGACUUCAUUAUCAAAGAGCUUGGCUUCGAUUCUGGUUUUAACUAUAAGACUGAGAAAGCAGCCGAGGCUCUCCCUAAACUUGCUCCUCAAGGUAUCGACAUUUAUUACGAAAAUGUCGGCGGUGAACAGCUCGAAGCCGCUAUCAACAACAUGAAUCUGUUCGGCAGGAUCAUUGCGUGUGGCAUGGUGUCACAGUACAACCUGAGGCCAGAGGAGCUAUAUCCGUUCCGCAAUCUUAUGCAGAUUGUCGGCAAACGGCUCAAUAUCCAGGGCUUUAUAGUUGGUGAUGCGAACAUGGGUCCGAGGUACGCCAAGGAGCACCAAGAGAAGCUGCAGAAGUGGAUUGCAGAUGGAACGUUCAAAGCUCAGCAAAGCGUCACUGUUGGUAUUGACAACGGCAUUGACGGUUUCUUGGGCAUGCUCAGUGGGAAGAACUUCGGUAAGGCGGUAUUGCAGAUUGCCGAUUUGGAGGCGGAUAAGUGAGACUCACCUAGAAGCCAAAAUGUAAUUGCACAAAUAUGUAUCUGAGGUUCUAGUCACAAUGCGAUCUCGGAUGAGGCUGAAUUUAUUGGCGGCCUUUCUCCAGAAAUAUUCUUAUUUGUCUUGACUUCACUGACUCCUGCGUCUUGUUUUACAUGAAUUUUCUUCGGAUUUCAUAUUUGAGUAACCUCGCUUCAAUACGUAUGUUUCCUGCUCAGUAAUUCGCCGCCCAAACAGGAGAUCGGUGCAAAGGCGUCAAUCAGUUUAAAAGAAAUUCAAUCCUAACGAGUAGAAUGUUAAAAUAAAAGCUAUCAGAG